Messenger RNA from Diachasma alloeum, 7945 nucleotides. RefSeq lists its product as uncharacterized. Gene Ontology annotation, cellular component: cytosolic large ribosomal subunit. The coding region runs from base 74 to 7786 and encodes 2570 amino acids. Gene Ontology annotation, biological process: maturation of LSU-rRNA from tricistronic rRNA transcript (SSU-rRNA, 5.8S rRNA, LSU-rRNA). The transcript has 9 exons. Gene Ontology annotation, molecular function: protein binding; structural constituent of ribosome; RNA binding. The record is from RefSeq and is a predicted model, not a curated record. Lineage: Eukaryota; Metazoa; Arthropoda; Insecta; Hymenoptera; Braconidae.
ACACACGCAAAGUCGAUCGCCUCUUUGAACUUGGCUGCGUGACAACUCGGUCCUUCUUUACCGAGACGCAAGAAUGGUGGACGCGAAGAAAAAGGUCGACAAGAAGGCCGAGCCUUCGAAGAAGCUCCCGGCAGUCCCCGAGUCUGUCCUCAAGAGGAGGAAGCGACGUGAAGCAGCCAAAACUGCUCGUCUUCAAGUCUCCAUUAAGGCACGUGCUGCACACUACAAGAAGAGGAAGGAAAUCUUCAAGCGUGCUGAGUCGUACGUCAAAGAAUACAGACAGAAGGAGAGGGAUGAAAUUAGGUUGAAGAGACAGGCCAAGAACCGUGGUAACUACUACAUUCCUGGAGAAGCUCGCCUUGCCUUUGUCAUCCGUAUUCGAGGUGUGAACCAAGUGGCUCCCAAGGUUCGCAAGGUUCUUCAGUUGUUCAGACUGAAACAGAUCAACAAUGGCGUCUUCGUCAGAUUGAACAAGGCCACCAUCAACAUGCUCCGAAUCGUCGAGCCAUACAUUACCUGGGGAUACCCCAACCUCAAGUCAGUCCGCGAGUUGAUCUACAAACGUGGUUUCGCCAAGAUCAAUCGCCAGCGCAUCCCAAUCACUAGCAACUCCAUCAUUGAACAGAAACUUGGUGGCUCUGGACUCAUCUGUACUGAAGAUUUGAUCCACGAAAUCUUCACAGUUGGAUCCAAAUUCAAGUACGCCAGCAAUUUUCUCUGGCCAUUCAAGCUGAACACCCCAACUGGUGGAUGGCGCAAGAAGACCAAUCACUACGUCGAGGGUGGUGAUUUCGGUAACCGUGAGGACAAAAUCAACGAGCUCCUCAGGCGAAUGUCAAACAAUUUAAUGAUAAGCAGUGCUAAAGAUAGGGUACGGUGCAUGCAUGAAUAUUUGUCGUGCCUCACAUUUGCUCACAUUGUCGUUCAUUGCAGCACCAUAACCUACGGAUUUCAUCAGAUUAAAAGAGAAACAUUAUUACCAAUGUCUGCAAACACUCCAUCAACGUCAGCAGCCCCUAAGACCGCCCUGCAAGGUGCUUCACGUGUAUUCGUAUUGACCCCGAAUAUGCUAAAAAAGUUGGGCCUUACGGACCAAUUGAAACAGAUCCAGAGUAAAAUCAAACCCGAGAACACAGUUCAACUAGUAGCCGACUCCAAGAGAUCUUCAGCCGCACCAAAACCGAAGCUCAUCAUUCCUUCCGACAAGGUUCGAAUAGUUUCCAAGAAGAAGACUCUUGACAACGAGAAUAAAAAAGUCAAAUCAUCUGUCAAACCCUCGGAACCCGUUCAAGAGAAUCAAAUAAUCGAUAAAAUCGGUGUCAACAAAGAAAAACUGAAGACAAAGUUGAUUGAAGUUCCCACAAACUUGCGAAAAUAUCCUGAAAACGUGAAAGAACAACAAAAAAUUGUAUCGGAGAACCAAAGAGGGGCAGCAGUAACUGAAAAUUCAUCUAAAGGAGGAGAAUUUAUUCGAGGAGAUGAAAAUCAUGAGGCCAGUGAUAACAAAUUAGUGACAGAGACAGUAGAAAUUGUAGAAUUAAUGAUUUCGGAGAGGAACAAUGCCUCCAUGAAUUGUAAUUCGCUUCAGGAAGAUCAACUACUUGAGAGAAUUGACUCCAAGAAUUCGCAAAUUGUGACUCCAAUGGAUGAUAAAUCACAAAAAGUUGAUGGUGGAUUGUUAAAUGAAUCUCUUGCAAUCACGAAAAAUUCUAAAAAGUCGAUACGGACGGGGAAUACUGAAGAGAAUUACAAAUUUGUGGAGAUUGAAGAUAUGAAAUCGACAGAAUCAUCAACAGAGUCAUUCAGAAUAUCAAGGGCUCCAGUGAAAGCUCCAAUGAAUGAAUUAAUAACAAAAAUUCCAUUUGACAAAUCACCAAUAUCUGCUGCAAAAACCCAAAUUUUUCCGGAAUCUUCAGUCCUACAGAAUAAAAAUACUGAAGAUCGAGGAAAUGAUGAUUUAGUACACCUGCAAGACACAAAAUCAGCUAAUAAAUCACCUAAAAAAGUGCAGGACUCUCUCAAAUCAACACAAAUCCAACAAAUCCGGACUGAAGAGGAACCUUCAGAAGUCAAGGUCACUAACAGUCCCGAAUCCCUAUCAAGAUUGGCAAAUACCAGAUCGUUCAAACCGAAAGGCAAAAUUAUUCGUACGUUGACUCGAGGAGUUCAAAAAGACAACAAAACUCCAGCUACAAUUCCUGUACAGAACGACAAUCAACUGCUAUCCAGCCCAUUGUUAUCAAUCAAUCCAGAACCAUUUUCCACGAAACUAGACACAGCACCAGGAAAAUUAGCCAACUCUCCUGUGAAGCUGAUAACAAAUUUAAAAACUUCGGAAAAAUUUCAGGAUCCUACUGAUCCUCAAAAUGACCUCAAUCCUCCAAAAUCUCCAGGUAAAGAUUUUUCCGCAGGCACCAAACAAAGAUUUGAUGAUCAAAUAUCAAAUAAUGAAUCAUCAACCCCAAAACCAUUGAACAAUCUCGACGUACUGAUGGCAGCAGUGGACAUAAACUUGAAACACGAGAAUUCACGAACAAAUAAUGCGCUCCCUCUUCCCAAAAUUAUAUCCCUGACUGAAAUUCCACGGCCAGUCACUCACUCAACGAAUGAUGAACCGGGAAAAAAUCCAGAAAUCUUCAUAAGUCCAGUAAAAACUACAGAGAAGGCAAAAGUAAUCGAUAAUAAUGAUCCCAUCAAAUUUUCUAAUCCAAAACUUAAAAGAAAGAGAGCCUCGAAAAUCGAUGUGGGAUAUUUAAAAGCCCAAAAGAUUCCCAGAAAAUCUCUCCAGGAGAACUCAAAAUCCAUCAAGACUGAAGAGAAUACACCUCUGGUAACCCCGAGUCCAACAAGAACCUCUCGCAGACAAGCAAAACCAAAGAUCUUCGAGGACUGCAUUAUGGGACCAUCGAAACAUCGUAAAAACCUAGAGAAUCAGACUGACGCAAUUGUUAAUCUAUUAAGCAGUAGACCAACGCCACGCAAACAGAAGAGUUUCUCUUCUUCAACAAAAGGGGAUUCCCCAAAGAAAUUAAUUAUUGACGAAUCCAGAUCUGAAUCAUCAAACGUUGAGGGAAAAGAUUCGAAGCAAGUGGACGAGAAACAAACGAUCGUUGAGGGCGUCAAGCUUUCAGGAUCUACAGAGAAACAUAAUGAAGAAAUUAGGCAAUCAGUGGCUGAUGAAAGACCUUCGAUGAUGUUGAAUGAUUUAGCUCCAAUAUCUGAGGGAUCAGUGGCUGGUGGCUCUGAAGAAGGAAUUCGAGAGGAAGAUGUUUCCUGUCAUUUGGCGGAAUCAAAUCGUGAAGCAGAGAUGAAUGAGUUAUCUGAAAGGCCAAUGCCACCAGAAAAAUCCGAGAUUAAAGUUUCUGAGAUCUUGGUAUCAGCUCAAACAAGGCAUGAACUUGGAGAAAACAUUAAUGACUUAGAUUUUACAGAAAAACCUUCAGAAAGAUUAGUUAAAUCGUACACUUCAGUUGCAGUUGAUGAUAGUGAGGUGGUCGUGUCUUCUGUUGCUUCAAAAUCACUGAAGAAAUCUCAGAAAAAAGCCAUGAAAAAAUUAAAAGGAGUUGCCUUGGAAAUAUCGAAGCUAGGAACUUCAUUGAAAGGAGAAGGUAAAGGGUCUGAAGGCGAAAACAUUGAGGAGAUAAGUUCAAGAGAAAUUACAACGAUAUUAUUGGAAAGUUCUUCAAAAACUGGAGCACUUGAUGAAGAAAAAAUAGUUGGGGCAGGAAUGGUUGAAGUUGCUUCAGAAUCUUCUUCAAUAUCUAGAGAGAAAAGUCAUUCAAUAAAAAUUGUUAGAGCAAAAUCAGGGAUAAAACCAUUGAGAAGAAUAUCUCAAGCAUCUAAACAAACAGCAUCUAACACUGAUAGUGUGACGAAAAAUGUUAAACCAAAAGCUAAAAUUUCAUCGAGAAAGAAGUCCCACGGAUCUAAUGGCGAAAAUGAUAAGAAGGAGAUAAAUUCAGAAGAAAUCACAACGGUAUUAUUGGAAAGUUCUUCAAAAACUGGAGUACGUGGUGGAGAAAAAAAAGUUGGGGCAGGAAUGGUUGACGUUACUUCAGAAUCGUCUUCAACAACUAGAGAGAAAAUUAAUUCAAUGAAAAUUAUUGGAGCAAAACCAGGAAUUAAACCAUUGAGAAGAAUAUCUCGAGCAUCUAAACAAGCACCUGACACUGAUGUGACGAAGAAUGUUGAGCCCAAAGCUAAAAGUUCAUCAAGAAGGAAGUCCCAAGGAUCUAAAGUAUCAAAUGAAGAAAAAGUUGAUGGAAGAAAAGUUGAAGAAAUAUCAACAGGUGGUGAUCAACCCCAUGGAUGUAAACCUGAAGAGAAUCCUGUGGAAACACCUCCAGUGAUAUUUGAUGAAACAAUUCCAAAUAAAGAUCAACCAGAAAUUGACAACUUCCUAGAAGUUCCUGCCCUUCAAGUCUCUGCGGAAAUCCACAAACGCCCAGAAGAAUCCAUCCAUAAGAGGAAAACAGAGAACAUUUCCUCUCUAGACCUGAUAGUCUCUCCAGGAGCCCCUACCUCUGGUCCAGGCGACCCUGCACCCUUAAGAACCUCAGAUUCCCCAGUCCUCGAACCCCACCAUCUGUCUCCAGUCCCUGAAGAAUCUCCUAAACGUCAAGGCAGACAAAAACGUCCCCCAAGCCUAGAACAGCAACCAGACGUUCCCGCUUCCGAGGAACCCCCACAGAUAAGCCCAAACCUUCCAAAACGUCGAGGAAGAAAGAAGAAAGCAGAGCUCGAGAAGCUUCUUCCCCCACCAGUAGUACCUCUUCCCUCUUCAGAACCCCCACAAGACCCAGGAGAUCUUCUUCGGGACCCUGAAACCCGUCAAAGAAAAGCCCUGACCCGUCCCGACGAGACCGACGGUGAAGGUCUCAGUGAGUCCGACCAAGAGCCAUCUUUCCCUCCCCCUCCCCAGAGUCGUCGAGGUCGAGGUCGUCGGAAGCCAGGCCGAGGUCGUGGUCGCUCCUCCCUCCCAGUGGACCCAGAAUACACCCCCAGAGUUAUUUCCGCCACCAAAUAUACCGACACCCCAACCCCACCGUCGCCCACGCCAUCGAAACCUCAACCAGCAACUACCAAAUGUGGGAAAUGCCAGGAAGAGAUAGCUUCGACUUCGUGGGCUCGUCACAACCUCAUGAAGCACAACAACAUGGGGUGGAAAUCCACAGACCCCGAGCCAGAUUUCUCAGACCUGAAAGCCCUGACUCGUCUCUUAUUUCAGACCAAGAAGAAGAAGCCGUCGUUGACCUGCGAGAGCUGCGCAACUGUGAAGAAAUCAGUGGCAGGUUUCAUCUCCCACAUAACCUUCUGCGGAAAAACAGAAGUUGAGAAGCAGUCCCUCAUGUGGACCUGCCCGAUCUGCAGGGUGAUCCUGAUGCCGUCCUCCCAGGAGUACCACGAGAGGGUCCACAGAGACCAGGGAAUCGUUCCCAGCAAGAAGAAGAAGAAGAAGAAAGAGAUCGUUAAGGAGACCGUCGACCUGGACACUUCAAGAGUCAAGAGAAAGGCAGCAGAGAGGGCUGCGACGAGAAUCUCCGAGUUCACGGAGCUAGUGAAGGCGUCCGACGAUCCCCCUGCGAAGAAGAAGAAACUAGGUGCCAGAAUUAAGGAGUUCAUAGACCAACCCAUACCGGUGAAGACAAUUCCUUCGGUGUGGAAAGCCAUGUGGGCCAGGGCGAUAAACCACAAUGAGAAAGCCUACUGCAGGGAACCUCACUGCGACUUCUCUUCACCCACACUCCGGGGGAUCUGCGAGCACUACAGCACCUGUAAUUUCAUCCCGAGGACCAUGUUCGUCUGCAAGAUCUGUCAGUGGUCAUGUGAGAAAAACUCGGAGAUUGUGGGGCACGUGAAAGACGUGCACUCGAGUGAAGUCAACGUAGAUGAUUCUGAUUAUAAUGGCAGUGAGGGGUCUGAGGAAGAGGAGGAGGAGGAGGAGGAGGAGGAGGAUGAUGAUGAGGAGAUGGAUGAGGAAGAGAUGAUAGGCGAGGACGGGGAGACGAAGAGGAGGAGGGGCCCGGCGCCGAGGGCUCGCGCACGACCGAAGGCUAAGUUCCUGGGGAAUUAUAUUCACAUCAGGAAUUACGCCAGCACCACGACGUUUGGACCUGCCCUGAAGUGGACUGUUGAAUUCCAGACAGAGUAUUAUGGAUUGAGGCUGUUUGAGGAGCUCGAGGUGAACGGAUUUGAAAUGGUUGAUGACCCUGAGGAGUAUCUUCCCAAGUUGAAGGUGUCAAUGCCGACGAGUGUUUUAAGGCUGAAGGAUGAAGAGGUAAGGGAGGAGGACUGGAGAAGGUGGGACAGAUUCGGAGCUGAUGUUGUUGACAGUGUCCCGAUGUUCUUCACUGGAGGACCUGUCUGGGGACUCGCUUGGAUGCCAAUCCCCGCUACGAUGCACAACAAAAAGCCUGAGCAGUUUGUAGCGAUCAGUACUCACAAGGGGAUGGAAGACUAUUUCGAGGUGGGGAGGAGCUACUGCGGAAAGAAUUGCAUUCAGAUUUGGAAUCUGGGGGCGCUGGGGAACGAUUCCACGUACCCGAGCACUCCGGAGUUGUGUUAUGCGGUGGGACAUGAAGGAGGAACGAUUUGGUGUCUGGAGUGGUGUCCCUCCGGUGGGUACGAAGAGGGAGGCAAGAGAAUGGGAUUGCUCGCUGCGGCCAUGUCCUCAGGCCUCGUUCAUAUUUACUCGAUGCCGUUUCCCGAGGUGGUGGGAAGUGGGGGAAAGCUGUUCAAGACUGAUCCUGUGAUGGUUCUACAUAUUAGUGAUGAAGCAGCUACAGCGUCGCAAUGUAUGACCCUCUGUUGGUCGAAGACCUCUAACCACGACACUCUAGCCGCUGGUUUCGCCAACGGCUACGUCGCCCUCUGGAACUUGAGCACAAAAUCGCCGCUCCUCCGAACGAAGCAAUCGUCAACGAUCCACCUGCACCCGCUCAUGCACUUUUACGCUCACGGCCACGCCGUCAUGUUCGUUACUAUCGUUCCGUUGGAGGAGAAAAGGUACCUGGUGACCGCUGGGAUGGACAGAUGCUCGAAAAUGUGGGACCUGGAGGACACAAGCCUCCCCUUCUGGCUUCUGAAGAAGGGAGUCGCUGUCAACGGUACCUGGAUGACCCACUGGCCGACAAUUCUGACGUCUUACGACGACGUCCUGGGGCUGGCGCAUACUCAGACGUAUCUCGCGCCUAUCAGGGAGGCUGCAACCAGGGUCCUACCUAUUCUCCCUACGAAUUCCCCGGUUUACGCCAUCGCCAGCUCUGAUUGGGCUAAUGGGAUCUGCCAGGGGACUGGUGCUGGAGAAAUCGUUGCCAUCUUCCCUCCGCAAAUGCUUUAUCCCAAGGAGAUUGAUAAAAUCUCGAGAACCAGGUGGCUCGUCUCCAAUGUCAAGGUCGUGGAUUUUGAGAAGAAAGAGGCGGGCAAGGAGUACGAGUACAAGCCGGCAAAGUACGAGGAGUGCCAGGAGAGGUUUGGAGUGGCGUUUUGCGAUGACCUCGAUAAUACGAGAGGCGUCGCCUGGAUGUCACAACACGACAGGAAGGGGUUCUUGAGUACAGAUACCAUGCAGCAGGUGCCGAUGGAGCAGUAUCCCAUUGCAGCUAUCAACAGGAUUUCGUGGAAUUCAAACGGUUGGAGUUACCUCUGGAUUGCUGUAGGCUAUCGAAACGGUCUCAUCAGGGUUCUAAAUCUGAAAAGAAUGAACAAAAACAGUAUUACGGGCGACAUGCUCUCCAAACACGCUGCAGCCAUGAGGAAGAAGCAAGAAGAAGUCAUAAGCUCAUGAUGCCAAGCAUUCGAAGUCCGCAAUUCGACAAAUACUCGCUAGCCAGCAAUAAAUUAUUCUAACACUUUUUCAUUCUCAAAAACGGACAUCUUGUGAUAUUGACGAUUAAAUGCAUGUAAAUAAAAGGUACAAAACUAUUCUAAGACCACUAUUUAAUAC